GUAUUACUAUAACAAAUGAAUGCAAAUGAACGAGUUGUUCUCGCUGAUGGAAGUGCCGUUGUUGUUCCCCUGGAUGCAUCAGUAGCACCUGAUGAUGAUAAUGAUGAUGAAGCCAAGAUCGAAAGGAUACACAAUGUCUGGGGAAGUAGCUCAGGAGCACGCAGUGACUUCUUAGGAAUCUACUGUAAACAUCGCAACGCGGAGGCGGAAAGACUCCAAAAUCAAGAAAAACAAUGGGAAACAGAAACAGAAAAUAAAAUAUUUCAAACAAUCAGGUAUACUAGAAUGCAAAAGGAAUUACAAAAAACUGCUAAACGUAGAGAAAAACGAAUGAAGAAAAAGAAUAAGAUCACAACAUCUUCUAAAAACAGUACGAUCGUAUCACAAUCAUAUGAAGUCACACAAGAUGGAAGUACGGAUCAAACGUCAGAAGGUGUUAAAUCUGUGUGUGAAGACAAAAACAAAUCCAUGGGAUCAGAAAAUGUCGAAGAAUCAACAUAUAUUAGAAAUGUUCCUAAUAUUAUCAUUGAGGAAGACACGUUGUAACGUUACUAAGACGCCAUAAUCUGGGAAAGA
This is a messenger RNA of Babesia bovis T2Bo, 576 nucleotides long. RefSeq lists its product as uncharacterized. Gene Ontology annotation, cellular component: nucleolus. Gene Ontology annotation, molecular function: protein kinase inhibitor activity; double-stranded RNA binding; protein kinase binding. The record is from RefSeq and is a predicted model, not a curated record. NCBI's taxonomy places the organism in Eukaryota, Apicomplexa, Aconoidasida, Piroplasmida, Babesiidae. Gene Ontology annotation, biological process: negative regulation of protein kinase activity. The transcript is spliced from 3 exons. The coding region runs from base 16 to 546 and encodes 176 amino acids.